This is a messenger RNA of Gigantopelta aegis, 1897 nucleotides long. RefSeq names its product aminopeptidase N-like. The record is from RefSeq and is a predicted model, not a curated record. Bases 58 to 1878 code for a protein of 606 amino acids. Gene Ontology annotation, molecular function: zinc ion binding; metalloaminopeptidase activity; peptide binding. Lineage: Eukaryota; Metazoa; Mollusca; Gastropoda; Neomphalida; Peltospiridae. The transcript is spliced from 12 exons. Gene Ontology annotation, cellular component: cytoplasm. Gene Ontology annotation, biological process: peptide catabolic process; proteolysis.
UGUGCAUUUAAGUGCUUAUUUUGCUUUCUUUUCUUUAUAGGCAACUCCACAGGCAAAAUGUUUUCAUCAAACGCAAGCACAACCGCAAAACCCGAAUCAUCUGACGUCAUCGAUUAUAGACUACCUACGUCACUGACACCUGUGCACUACGACAUCGAGUUAUUCCCUAACAUCUACAGCAGUAAUCCAAAGAAUUUUACAUUUAGUGGUACCGUUGUUAUCGAAAUAAAGGUUUUGAAUUCGACGAGGACAAUAACACUUCAUGCUGACGCCUUUAACAUUACUGAGACUUCCAUGCAGUUAUUAGAUGGAGGGAAAAGGCUAGACCUUCCAAUCAUAACUUACACGCAUAGCGAUGACGUCAGACAGUUCUACGUCAUUCAUUUGGACAGGGAACUCCAGACAGGCCAGACAUUCCUUUUAACAAUGAGAUUCGAGGGAGAAAUGCGCCAUGACUCUGUCGGUCUCUAUACAACAUAUUACCUCGACGGCGAAACUAAAGUGUAUAUGGCGGUCAGCCAGUUUGCGGGUCCGCACGCGCGGAAAGUGUUUCCUUGCUUUGACGAGCCCGCGCAGAAAGCGACGUUCAACAUCACCGUGCUCCGUAAAGCGAACACUCGGAGGAAUUACAGGUGUUUGUCGAAUCAGGAGCGACUACGUACAGAUCCCAGACCUGGCGGCCUCCUCGCCGACGUGUUCAGGAAAACUCCUCCAAUGUCUACCUACCUGCUAGCCGUUAUCGUCUGUGACUACCAGUACUUAGAAAAUGUCACACGUGACGGCGUUAAAGUGAGUUUAUACGGUAAUGAUACACUCCGUACAUGUAUCGAACGUGGGCGAGCUCAAAUAAGAUCCAGUUUGCUCAACGUGCACAUGACCAUGGUGUUCGCCUGUUUGAAUGAUAGUGUCCCGUUACCGAAGUUUAAAUUUAGCGGAAUGGAGAACUGGGGAAUAAUAACCUACAAAACCGAUAUCUUAUUCGAGCCAGGGGUGACAACUGCGGCCACAGAAAACUGGAUGGUAGACGUUAUCUCCCAUGAAAUAUCACACCAGUGGUUUGGAAACUUAGUUACGCCUAAGUGGUUUCGAUGGGUGUGGUUAAACGAAGGGUUUGCUUCGUUUUGGGAUGCUACAGUCUGCGAUAAGCUCUAUCCUAAAUUUAGAAAGGGGGAUCUAGAGAUCGUCGAGUCUGUGUAUCCAGUCAUGGUUCAGGACAGUCACGCGACAUCGCAUGCUAUGACGUAUGACGUUAACAGUCCACGUGACAUCGACGCGUCCUACAACACCAUCACGUACAAAAAGGCUGCGUCGAUUAUACGAAUGAUGAGAGAUAUCCUUGGUGAAGACGUCUUCAUAUCUGGGCUGAAUAGAUAUUUUCAGAAAAACGCAUACAGUACAGUUGAUCAAAAUGACCUGUUUGCGGCACUUAACGAGGAGAUAUUAAAAAGGGGCAGACAGAUUAAUAUCACGGCGGUGAUGGACUCGUGGGUUAACCAGAAGAACUAUCCUGUUCUAAACGUCCGGGUAGUAAGUGCUGGAGUCAUGCACGUGCAGCAAGAGCGAUUUCUUUUGAAGACAACGAAUGACUCGACGGAUUCCGCACAGUACGGAUACAAGUGGCAAAUACCAAUUAGUUUCACCAGUAACCGCGAGAAAAAUUUCACAAAGUCACGAAAAUUCGAGGACCUGCAGUGGCUGUCAAAAUUUGAACGAGAGAAAAUCAUCAAGAGUUCGAUUAUUCCGGAACCUACUGAAUCAGGCAGCUGGGUCAUAGUCAAUCUUGUACAGUCCGGAUUUUACCGAGUGAACUACGAAGAUACCAACUGGUUGGCUUUGAUACGUCAGCUAACCGUGAAUAACUCGGUGAGUGAAAACUAAAUUCAUCCUAACAUUAACA